Messenger RNA from Scleropages formosus (Asian bonytongue), 6319 nucleotides. Its product is annotated as zinc finger protein 827-like. The record is from RefSeq and is a predicted model, not a curated record. NCBI's taxonomy places the organism in Eukaryota, Metazoa, Chordata, Actinopteri, Osteoglossiformes, Osteoglossidae. Gene Ontology annotation, cellular component: nucleus. The coding region runs from base 401 to 4306 and encodes 1301 amino acids. Gene Ontology annotation, biological process: positive regulation of transcription by RNA polymerase II. The transcript is spliced from 14 exons.
AGUGAGUGAGUGAGUGUAGGAGAGAGAAGGCGCGGGCGCGCGCGCGCCGCCGCCGCCGCCACCGCUGCUCUGCUGUUGCUGCCCUUUGAUCCCGGCAUUAGUGUUAGUUAGGGGCUCGGAGGCGCACAGACACAGCGCGCGCGGCCGCGGCGGAGACACGGAGCAGCACGGCAGCCGCACCUCCGUCCGUCCUGCACCGUCCUCCUCCGCGCGCGCCCCAGCAGCGGCAGCGCGCUCAGGUGCGCGACGCGUCCCCCGCCAUCGGGCGCCCGGCGGGGCGAGCGCUCCGCUGUGUGUGUUCCGCCUCUCGCUCGCUCGCUCGCUCUGUCUCUCUCCGUGUGGAUGGGAAGGAGCGCCGCCGCCGAGAGCCGCAGGAGGAUGUGAGCGCGCGGGACGGACAAUGCCCCGCCGGAAGCAGGAGCAGCCGAGGCGCCUGUCUUCGCAUCUGGACAGAGUUGAGGAUGAAGAAGUCGAACGGGAACCUGUGGGAGAAGACACCUGGUUUGGCAAUGCCUCUGAUACGCCCUCUGAGUCGUCCUACGUCGGGGUCCAGGACGACGUUCAGGGCUCCCCGGAUGAGCCCUCGCAGGAUGCGGACACGUCAGGGGAGAGUUCCCUUGGCUGCCCCACCCCUGUGCCCCGUGCCUCCGUAGAUCUACUGGGGUUCGACACGGACUCCAUCUCCGUGCAGGAUGCCCUGUCCUCAGUGGUGGCCUCCCUCUACGGAGACCCUUCCCAGGACCUGGGGAAGCCACUGAGCAGCAAUCUGCGCCGGCUCCUUGAGGCUGGCUCUUUGAAGCUGGAUGUAGGGGAGUUGGCCUCCUGGGGUGGGAGUGAGGAUUCCCCACCCCUGAGCCUUGGCUCUGGCCUCUCUCCUUCCUCCCACCACGCCCAGCAGCUGAGCGCUCUCGCUCGGAAAGUCGCCAAGAAUUCCUCGUCCUCCACUGCAGCAUCUCCUGCCCCCGUGGCGCCGGCCGGCAUGGUCAAGCAGGAGCCCUGUGACCCCUAUACCAGCUGCAAUGGCAGCGGCUUUACGUGGGGAGGUGGUCUGGAGGCGUGGCUGUCUGCCGGCAGCUCUGUCCCCAGCAGUUUAUCUCCCGAUUCUGCCAUCCAGAAGCUGAAGGCGGCUGCGAACGCUGUGCGGCAGGACAAGAACGUCCUGGCGUGCGUGCCCACUUCCUCAGCCUCUUCCUUGUCCGGAGUUGCCACCGGGGGUCGGACGGAGGAGCCGGCACGCUUCGACGCCUUCGCCAGCCCCUUCAGCUCGCAGUCGGCCAGCUCCACGCUGGCGGCUCUCUCCAAGAAGGUGAGCGAGCGAGGCUUGUCCGGGGGCCCGGCGGCGGAGCAGUUGCCAAACUGCUCUUUCCUCUCCCUCGUCUCCAUGGCGCCAUCGGCAGCGCUGCUCAAGGAGGUCGCGGCCCGGGCAGCCGAGAGCCUUGUGACCGACAAGAAGGAGAAGCCCUUGAUGCCGGCAUCUCCAGAAGACAGCAAGCCCCUGCUGGACAGGAACCAGAAAGCCGCCACACCCGGCCAGCCCACCGACCUUCUGUUGCCGUCGGCCCCGAAGGGAAAGGUCAAAGGCAGCAGCCAAGGAGCGUCCCCUGAUGAGGGUGGCAAGCCCUUCCAGUGCCCUGUGUGCGGCCUGGUCAUCAAGAGGAAGAGCUACUGGAAGCGUCACAUGGUGAUCCACACCGGCCUCAAGAGCCACCAGUGCCCCAUGUGUCCAUUCCGCUGCGCCCGUAAAGACAAUCUCAAGUCCCACAUGAAGGUCCACCAGCACCAGGACCGCGGCGAGACCUUCCAGUGUGAGCUGUGCCCCUUCACUUCCUCCCGCCACUUCAGUCUUAAGUUGCACAUGCGCUGCCACCAGCACUUCCCUCGCACCGAACUCCAGGUCAAGGAGGAGCCCACCAGCGACACGGAAAGCAAACCUCUCGCUCUGGGAGAGCUGAAGCCUCUGGAAGGACUGGGCUCUCCGGCUCCUUCAGACACCCAGCUCCAGACUUCCCCCGAUGGGGUCGCCGACUACGCUUACGUCAAGGAGGAGCCCCAGGAGCGCACCCUGUCUGCUCUGUCACCCUUCAGCCUGUGUCGCGCCAGUCCACUGGGCCCCUUGGGGCCUAAGGCCAGCCCACCAACCCCCAUAGCCGCAUCGCUCUUCAGCCCAGACAUCACCACCAAGACUGCUUCCGACCUCCUCAUCAAGCUCUCGGCUGCAAACCAGAAGGAGAUCCAGAAGCCCCAGUUCUGUGCGAAGGAGGAGACCCGUCCGGAGGAGACGCCGAGCCCCCGGCUAACACAGGGCCAGCCCAGCUACACCUUCUGCCAGGAGGGCUCCCUAGGGCCCAGUUCCGAGAGCCCCCCAGCUGGCAGCGGACUGCUGAACCAAGACAUCAACAUGAAGGUGGCAUCAGAGCUGCUGAUGAAGCUCUCAGAGAACAGCAAGGAGUCGAAGGCGGCGGCAGCGGAGGAAGAGCCCAUGGAGGUGGAGCCCCCCGGCGACAGUCCGCCGGCCCCCUCUCGUCUGCUGGGCUUCAGCACUUUGCCCGGGUGCGAGACGAGCGAGCGGUCGUCUGGUCUCCCCGACGGCCUGCUUUGCCCCCAGAAGACGCUCUUCUCCCAGGACAUAUCGGUGAAGAUGGCGUCCGAACUGCUGUUCAAGCUGUCAGAAAAAGUAAGCAAAGCUAAGAACGACAAGGUGAGCAAUAUGGUGGGUGUGGCCAGACUGUACGCUGACGAGCGCUGCAGACAAUCGCCGCUUACCUCAGGCUCCAAUCCCCCGCUGCCCGGUGAGAUCGGAUCGUCCACCAGGGCGGCGCUGCAGGCUGGCUGGGAGAAGCUGAGCGCGGAAUGCGGCGGCGGUGGUGGCGGCACACCCCCGUGGAACCCGAGCGAGCAGCUGCACCCGUGCCACACGUGCGGGAAGGUGUUCGGCACCCGGCGCACCCUGUCGCAGCACCAGUGCCAACAGCCAGGAGAGCGGAAGUACAAGUGCCACCUGUGUCCCUUCACGGCAAAGUGCGGUACAAGCCUCAGCCAGCACGCCAGCGUCCAUGCAGCCGUCUCUGCCGAGGGUAGUGCCUGCGGCAGCUGGUCCUACUACUACAGCUGUCGCGUGUGUGGGAUGGAGACGGAGCUCAGCGCGCAGCUCGCUGGGCACAUGGCGCUGCACGGUGACAGCGAGCGCUGGAUGUUCUCGCUCUGCUGCGGCUCUUGCGACUUCGCGUGCGGAGAGGAGGGCGAGAUGAAGACGCACGUGCAUGCCGAGCAUGCAGUAGGUGUGAGCUGCAGGAGCCCACUGAGCGAGACCAAGAGCACCUCCUCAUCCUUGUCGGCGCUCAGCGACUCGGUGAGCGGCUCUGAGAGUGGCGACAUCCCACGCGCUAGCGACGAGCUCAAGGGCCUGCUGGCCACACCCUCGUCCAUGGCGAGCCGGUCCAGUUCCAACAGCCACUCUGGAUCAGGGACCGAAGAAAACUUGGAGAAAGGCUUCGAGUGUGUUUUCUGCAACUUUGCGUGCAAGACCCGGGCGAUGUACGAGAGGCACCUGCAGGUCCACCUCCUCGCGCGCAUCUUCGAGUGUGACAUCUGCCACACGUUCGCCAAGAGCCCCGAGCAGCUGCUGGAGCACAAGAAGAGCCACGCCGUCGCCGCCGCAGGGCUCAAGUGCCCCGUCUGCACAUUCACCACCAGCCAGCUGACCUUCAUGGAGAUCCACCUGGCGACACACAGGCCGGACGGCCAUCUCCGCUGCGGCCACCUCGCCGAGAGCUCAUCCUGCGAGCGCCUACAGCGCAGGAACAACGGCGGCCCGCGCAGGAGGGCGAGGCACACGACACGGGAUACCCUGCACCGCCCCGACCGGGCCUUUGCCACCACGCACUCCUUGGCUUUCAGCCGCCACGUGCGGCGUCACCACGGCGACAGGCUCGCCACGAAAAGCGGGCUUCCCGCUUCCCACGCCCUGCGCUCCGUCGCCCUGUCUGUCAGCGAGAAGCAGCUGUGCGCGGGGGCUGUGCCGGCCUCGUGCUACCUCUCUGCCAGGGACUCCUCCUCCUCGUCAUCCUCAUCCUCCUCCUUUUACACAUGCUACGAGAAGUACAGGAACUUGGAGGCAGCCCACCUGAUCCCCCUCACCACCCUUUUCUCCCUGGACCAGUUUACAGGAGUGGAUGUGUUCCACUCAACCUCCUCGCUUGGCCCCACCUCCUGCUGUUCCUCCCCAUCCCACCCCCUGUCACCCACAUCGCUUAAGCAUUCCUUCCUGGCCUACCUGGGGCUGACGGAGCGGGCCAAGGUCGUGUAGGGGCCCCGCGCCUAGUCGCGCCCGCUCCCGGACUGGGGUCGUCACCCACUGUGCUCCCAGGCACUCGGACCCUAACAAAGCCAACAUAACAUGCUGGAUAGAAAAAUAGUCAAGGUACAUAAAAAUUCACAUUUAUAAAUGUAUAAAAAAGCUAUAAAUAUGUGCUUAACGCAUUUAUAUCAGAGCUGCUUUUCUCCUCCACUAUAUCAAUGAAUAUAUGAUAUAUAUUUUUCUUUUUUGUUACCUGUCUUUCAAAGUCUGAAUGAGCCACUGCGUUUACUGAAAACGAACGGCUUAGGAAAAGAAGAAGGAGAAGAAGCAAAUGUAUAAGCGCUAUGUGUUUCUGUGCGUUCGUCUUUCUGGAAGCAUUAGGAUGCAUGCUCGCAUAUGUGUUCCAAUAGUUUUGGUGUGAUUAUUGAUAUGGGCUUAAUAUACAAAACGUCCCACAAGUAUAUUUAACGCUCCAAAGAUUGGAUCUUUACACACAAAGUGAACAAAUUUUCAAAUUUCUUUCUAAUAAGUCCCAGUCUACGCAGGGCAUAAUUUGGCAUUCAGUUCAUCUGCGCGUGACCGCACUUCGGGUGACCGGACAGUCCACUGCAUCAUAGUAUUAUUUUUCAGAUAUUUUCCAAAAUAUUAAAAAAAAAAAAAAAAUGUCGGGGGGGGGUUGGUUAGUUAAUCAGGAAAAUUAAACCAGGAUGUUGACCAAAAAAAAUUUAUAGCAUACAAUGUUUUACAAGUACGUAACGUAAAAGAUGGUUUUUUUUUUUUUUUUUUUUUUUUUUUUUUUAAUAGAAAUGCAGAGUUAUGCUUUGCUCCAGCCUCCUCCCUCUCCUUAAGGUAAUCGGUCAUCUUUCUCCGCGGCGAUGAUUUGCAAACGUACGACUCAACGCUCAAAAUAUGUUAAAAUGUAUUUAAAAUUGUUAAAAUUAAGAAUUUUGCGUACAUGAUGCAAGAUUACCAUCUGAUGAGAAAGAUUUUAAAAAUCGCGUACACGAUGCAUUGCGAUGAGCGGUCUGUCCCGUGAGGUCACGUGGGGGUGAACUGCCUGCUGUGUUUUUGAGGGUUCUCAGGCAGGUCCUCUAUCUGACAGCAGCCUGGAACCGCCCGGAGAGGCGGAGCUCCACUUUGUUUACAGAUGCGGGCGUCUCGCUGACCGAGCUCAUGUCUUCUUCCCACGGAGACAUUCCUGGGUUCAAUUGGAGCAUCGGGUCCCGCUCGUGCUACGGUCGCUUACGGAAGCCGGGCGUUCCGAGGUCCGUCGGUACACCGCGGCCUCCAAGGGUGGUGCUCCAGGUGACGGUGCGUAGCCCUCGGAAACACGCUUCCUUUACCAGUAGGUCACCCGUGGGCCCGCUGCACGUACCUAGUUGGUCGAAGCAAAUAGGGCUGGGUGUCGCCGGACAGAGUGCCUAAAGGUCACGCGUCCGCCGCAGCCGUGACUGCGGACCGCCGUCAUUCGGAGAGAGCGGGGCUCGGCCCGCGGGGGGCGUCGGGAGGCCGUUUCCGCUCGCGGCGUGUUGCCGACCGGGGCGUCGCCGCAGGGUACAACAGCGGUGCUCCUUGGAGCCUUUGUACAUUACUGUACUAUAUUGACUUGAAUGAAUGUACUGGUGACACAGAGUCGGGUUAUCCGGUGGCCUUCUUUUUCUUUUUCUUUGUGAUGGCGGCUUAAAAGAACGACAUUCAUGGAGAACGCGUGUCGAAAAGGGGCAGAUGCAAUGACUAAGUGGCCGUUCCCGGUAGCUGUGGGUUAGCUGUAGCUGUAUGGGUUCUUACUUCUUACUCCGUGGGCAAGCUUGGUACUGCCCUCGUUAUUAUUAUUAUUAUUAUUAUUAUUGUUGUUGUUAUUAUUUUUAUUAUUACUCUUGCUUGGUUCAGAACCAUAACUGAAUUGUCUUCAUGUUUAAGAACAUGAAAAGCACUUAUUUUUUUCCCUGUGCGUUCAUUAUUAGUCCGUGCUGUUAGGAGGGGUGUAAACCCUGACAGUAUGGUGGCCAGAUGCACCGUGAA